This is a messenger RNA of Nicotiana tabacum (common tobacco), 1065 nucleotides long. The record is from RefSeq and is a predicted model, not a curated record. Lineage: Eukaryota; Viridiplantae; Streptophyta; Magnoliopsida; Solanales; Solanaceae.
AUGGCUAAGAACGCGGCGUUUGCUCGUUUGUACAAGGAGCUCGGGGGCGAAGGCGGGGAUAAGAAGUUGUACCGGUUGGCCAAGGAUGCAGAGGCGAAGCCUCUAGCCCUUCAGUCGGUUCCGGUCGUUAGUGAAUUUCCCAAUGUGUUCCCUAAUGAGCUUCCAGCUGCUCCAUUAAUGGAGUUGACUUAUAAGGCAGUGAAAUUCUGGUGGACCGAUGUUUGUAAGAAGAGCUUCCAAGAGUUAAAGGGCUGGUUAACCUCGACAUCAGUUUUAACCCUUCCUGGAGGACUUGUGGGUUACGUUAUAUAUUGUGAUGCCUCUAGAGUGGGAUUGGGCAAUGUUUUAAUGCAACACGAGAAAGUCAUUGUGUAUGCUUCGAGGAAACUAAGGAAACACGAGCAGAAUUACCCCACUCAAGACUUGAAGCUAGCAGUUGUUGUAUUUGCUUUGAAAAUAUCGCUUUACUAUUUGAAUGGAGUUCAUGCCGAUAUAUUCACCGACCAUAAGAGCUUACAACACAUAUUCAAGCAAAAAGAAUUGAAUUUAAGGCAAUGGAGAUGGCUCGAACUACUAAAGGACUACGAUGUGGAUAUCUUAUAUCAUUGCGGUAAGGCAAACGUUGUGGCUGAUAAAUUAAAUUGGAAAUCGAUGGUUAGUAUACGGCAUGUGAAAAAGCAUAAGCUGGAGAUGAUUAAAUACUUGCACUGGUUGGCUAGUUUAAGUGUGCUAUUGCUCGACACCGGUAACGGAGGAGUCGUAGUUCGAAACACUGUUGAGUCCUUAUUAGUAACCGAAUUAAAGGAACGACAAUUCGAAGAUCAAACUUUGGUGAAAAUAAGAGAAAGUAUUCCUUCUCAAAAGAAGCAAGUGUUCAGGUUAUCCGAGGAUGGAGUCCUCAGAUAUAAGGGCCAAUUGUGUGUACCCGAUGUCGGGGAACUCCAAGAGCAUAUCAUGGCAGAGAUUCAUCGGUCCCUAUAUUCUGUUCAUUCGGGGGUUAACCAAGAUGUAUCACAAUCUUUGGCAACUAUACUGGUGGUACGACAUGAAGAGGGAUAUUGCUAA